Symbiodinium natans is the source of this 444-nucleotide messenger RNA. NCBI's taxonomy places the organism in Eukaryota, Dinophyceae, Suessiales, Symbiodiniaceae. The record is from the annotation of a GenBank genome assembly.
AUGUCUGCUACAGGCUACGAGGCAGUUUGCACCUUGCACCUGAACUACUCCAUUGUGUCUCGAAUGGAAGCCGUCGACGUGAGAGACGGUUGCAUGAAGUUGCAUGCGCAAUGUUCGGAACUCAAGAAGCCCAUGGACAUCAUCAGACACUUGGAGGACGAAAUCGCCAAGGCGGAGAUCAAGUUGAGCAACUUUCCCCAGUUGAAGCUCUCCAAAGCAGAUUGCUGUUCCAUCCUGCUACAGGCCGUUUUGCAUCCAGCAAGACAGUACGUGGCGCUGCACGGCAACGCCAACAGCUGGAGUGAGCUCACGAAGAGUCUCAAGUAUUUUGAAGAACAGCUGAGGAUGUGCGACGUGCCGACUGCAGCGAACCGUGGAAUGGACGGCAAGCUUUGCGACCAUUGCGGCAAGCAUGGUCAUGUGGCAAAGGAUUGUUGGUCUUGA